AUGUCAAGGAAGCCGUGGCUUGUGGCUGCAUGUGUGGUGUUGGUGGUGUCACUCAUGCUCUUUCUGACUGCCCGCAUCUCACACGUACAACGCUGGCCGACGAUGGCAAACACUGCAAGACAGCCUUCUUCAAAUGCCUCUGAGAUUCAGCACUACAUUUUGUGGAUUCAGUUGAAAUCCAACGUCAAGCAUCCCGUAUCAUUUUACAUGAGCCACCUCAGGGAGCUCUGUUCUUGGAUCAAGACCAGUCAGAUUCACAAUAUCGGCAUUGUUGGCGACGUGGAAGUAAUUGGAAGAGAGGUCGACGCAUGUGCUGGAUUGUUGCAUGGCAACCCGGUAACGCUUGAGCAGCUCGCCUACUCAGAGGUGGUAGCUGCCUUGCCUGAAGAUGGCGGCUGCAAGCUGAAGUUUGGGCUUGCAGGUCUUUCAAAGGAUAUGGUCAAGAUCUGGCUCAACAAGUUGACGAUUUUGUGCAACCUCGCCGCAGAAGACCCGGAAAGAAUUACUACCAUUGACGAUGCCAAUAUGGCAGUUGAUAUGCUGAAAACCGUCGUCUCGACGAGGUUCGCGGGCCUCCAACGAGGAAGGCUUGGCUGCGGACACACAUGGCCACGUGCGAUGAACUGGUUCGGACAUGCAAGCUGUGCGGUACAGCAGCGGCCUGUAGUUUGGGCAAAAUCCCUAGGCAUCCGUGGUGCCGAUUGUCCGGCAUUUCUGGAGGCGUCUCGUCCUGAGUAG
This is a messenger RNA of Symbiodinium natans, 738 nucleotides long. Lineage: Eukaryota; Dinophyceae; Suessiales; Symbiodiniaceae. The record is from the annotation of a GenBank genome assembly.